ACGAAAUGAAGAUGGCUGCCCCCAGUAGAUAUUCUGUGACAUCACCCUGUGCAAUGAUUGUCAGCGUUUCACUUGUCUCUUCAACUUCCAACCAGAACACUUCCUUCGUCGACUAACUUUCUGGUACUUUUACAAUUAUGGCUUGUUGAACAUCUGGAGAUGUCUGCCCUGUGAGGGCGUGGCCAGGAGGGCGUGGCGAAGUGGGGUGCCAGGGACGCAAGAAGCCGGCUGUGACAGAGGUUUAUCGAUCUGGAGAGCGUGACCAUCGUCAGGAGAAGAUUUGUUUGUUACUGUAAAAGGACACUUUGCUUCCAGCAUUUCAUCAAAAAAUAACUUGUGAUUUAGUUAAGGCUCAGUUUUGACAGUAAAUUAACGAGUGUAACAUUUGUCGAAUUUUGUGUCCUCGAAAAAUUAUUACGCAAUGUCUUGGUUGUUUGAGCCUGAGUGUCGACCAAAAUGUCGGUCCAAAAGACACGCUCUGGAGUUUCAUUCAUCGAUCUCAAAAGGAACCCUCAAAGAAGUGAAGGCAUAUUCACGUCUCUGUCACAAUGUGACCAAGGUCAAGGACACUGUGGGAAGGUCAGCUCUGCACAUGGCGGCUGCAUGCGGAAAGGCGGACAUUGUAGAAUGGCUGUUGACUGACAAACAUGGAGACAUGACCGACAAGGACUCGGAGUCGGGCUGGACGGCGUUACAUCGGGCACUGUUCUAUGGCCAGUUACCUGUAGCCAGACAACUCAUACAGCAUGGCACUGAUCUGUACACUCGUGACCACGAGGGGUUGUCUGCCCUUGAUAUUGUCAUGAAGGACAAGCCCAGGGAAAUCACAUUCAAUUUGAAAGAGCCGAAUGAGGUGUAUGCAUGGGGGGACAACCCAAACUUUAACCUGGGGCAUGCCAGUGGUCAGUCCAGAGCCUCGCCCGAAGUCAUUGACGAGUUCAAGCGAACUGGAAUAUCACUAAAGGAUAUGGUUCUGUGCAAGUAUCACACCGUGUUCCUGUCCCAGGCAGGGCAAGUGUACACCUGCGGCCACGGCCAUGGAGGCCGGCUCGGACACGAGAACGAACUGCCAUGCGUGGUGCCGAUGUUGGUGAAGACCGUGAGGCAUGAGACGUGUUUGCAGAUCGUCGCCGCCAGGGACCACACGGUCAUGCUGAUGGAGAGUGGAGCAAUCUUCACUUGUGGACUAAAUGCCUUCCACCAACUGGGUCUGUUCCCCCCACCCGAUAAAUCUGUCAAACCCAGACAGAUCUAUGCCAAGCUGUGGAAGGGGAGGAAUGUCCUGGGAGUGUGUGUGGGCAGCUUCCACACUGUUGUGUACACUGCCGAUGCCGUCUUCACGUUUGGGCUCAAUGCUGGCCAGCUAGGUCACCAGAAGGGAGAGAAGCUCCAGAGUCAGCCCCGCUUGGUCUCCGCUCUCAGUCAGAAGGACAUCGCCCUCAAGUCUGUCACCUGCUCCGAUGCUGCUACAGUCUGUCUCACCAAGAAAGGGGACAUCUUUGUUCUUCAUGAAUAUCAGUGUCGGAGGAUAAUGUCAAAGUGGCUGGAGGUGGGCAAGGUGCUGGUCUGUGGAGGGAAGCUGGACUACCACGCUGAGGCCGACCGGCUCAGGGAGAAAGGCGGCUCAGACCUCAGCAUUGCACUGCUUUCUGUGUCCAGCCAGGUGUUUAUCUGGCGGGAGUCCAGCCCCACACUUCGCCGCUGUCAGUGGUCCAUCAAGCGACAGCUGUUUGUUGUUGAUGUUGUGUGCAGUGACGCGACCGUAGCCUUCAUCACCGAGGCCGGGGAGGGGUUCAUGGGCUACUGGCCGGAAAGGAAACACCUGCCACAGAAGGAGGUGGUCCCACACAAGAAAAUGACUGAUGACUUUGAGAAGCCGACUCUGAUCGACCUGAUGCUGAAGGAUGAGGUGGAGAUAGUGCCGGUCAAGAGGAUCCCCAACAUGCACCGAGCCACCAAGAUCUCCGCCGACCGCCGCAACAACAACCUGAUGGUGCUGCAAGCUCUGCCACACGGCUGUCUGUCCGACAUUCCGUCCAUCAGUGACUCAGAGAUGUCUUCGGACUUCCAGCGACUGAGGGAGGAAGCUGACGAAUAUGAUGCUAUACAUGACGUCACUGUGCAGGCAGGGAAUCACAGGUGGCCAUGUCACAAGUACAUCCUCGUCUCAAAGUGUGACUUUCUUCGCAACAAAGUAGCUAGUCUGACAAAAACCGAUGAAGAAUUCCCUGAUGAGGAGCCUGUCAUUCACAUUCCGUCUGUUCCCCCGGAGAUCAUGGAACAAGUCCUUCAAUACAUCUACAAUGACACCUGUGACCUACUUAAAGUUGGAACUAAGUUCAGCCCAGUUAUUGUCAAAGGUGAAGGUCAAGAAAAAGGUCAAGGUGAUGCUGACCUACAGAAAGAUAACUCAGAUCUACUUAUUUCUGAAAAUCUGUCCAAAAUGUCUGCCUAUGAAGUUCAUCAAAAGAAGAAGAAAUCGGUCCAGAAGGAGAAUGCCGACCCUCACAAUACUGCGAAGAACCCUGUCCGAUAUUUACAAGAUGUUGCCAAGGAACUGGGUGUCAAAGGGCUUUCCAAGAGGCUAGAUGCGGUCAAGUACCUCAAUGGCUGUGUGCAGUCUGCCGGGAAGUUCCUCUCGCCACCAAAGGUCAAGUUUGACCGCAGGAAACUCCCUGAGCUGUGUGAUGUGAGUAUCGAGGCAGAGGACGGCACGAUGAUACAGUGUCACAAGUGUGUGCUGGUGGCCAGACUGGAGUACUUCCACAGCAUGCUGGGCUGUGGCUGGAUGGAGACAUCAGACACGACCUCCCUGACACUGCCGGUGCCUGGAGAUGUGCUGUCCAUCCUCCUGGACUACCUGUACAGUGACGAGUCUCAGGUCGUUACAGACUGCCAGAAGGUGGAGCUGUUGUGCAAUGUGCUGGUGGUGGCGGACCAGCUCCUGGCCGUGCGACUCAAGGAAAUGUGUGAGGUGUCCCUGGCCAAUCUCAUAACAUUCCGCAACGUUGGUGAGAUCCUGGAGUUUGCAUCCAUGUACAACGCCACGCAGCUGAGGGCGACAUGUCAGCAGUUUAUCUCUCUUAACUUGGCAGCUCUCCUGGAAGGAAGGUAUCUGGAUGUGCUGAGUGGGGACACGAUGGUGGAGCUGAAGGAGUACUACCGAGACAAGCUGUCAUGUAUGUGUAGAAGACUGAUAACUCCGUACAGCGGUGCUCCAGAGAGAGACUACCUGGAGUCCCUGGCAGCCAAGUACCAGGAUGAGGAGGACAAGCCCAGCCACGAUGUUUCGUCAAAGAAACACAAGCCCAAGAAAAGACGCAGUCGAACCAAGAGCACGAGUGAUGAGACAGACAAGGGCAGACCAGGUGAAGUUCCCUCUCGCGGAGACCGACACGUCUCCAUCAGCUCAGAUAUAAGUGUGGAGGAAGAACGGGAUGAGGAAGAACAGGAACAUCCCGAGGAGAAAACACCAGAAGCUACACCAGUGAAACCAACAGAUCAGCAUUGCCCCACUCCUAGUGCUACUAUCCCAGUGCCAGGGAGGGGGAAAGAAAACCCCUGGGGGUACAGCAGCCCCUCUUCUCCAAGGGGAAUCUGGGGAGCAGGUUCCCCCCCACCCCCAGAGUCACUGCCCUCACCCCAGAGCCCCCCGGGUGGGGUCAGUCUCCGGGACAUCAUGAGUCAGCAGAAAGCGAGGAUCAGCCACAGUACAGAGAAGAGGGCCCCUGGGGGGAAGGUGUCGUGGAAGGAGGUCAAGAAGCAGCAGAACAAAGCUGCGCAGGACGCUGCAGCGCAGAAACAGGCAGCAUCUGUAACAUCACCAACAUCACCAGCACCAGCCAAACAAUCUACAUGUCCAUGGGGGUCUGUGAGCAAAGUGGUGAAGUCGUUUCGAGACCUGCUGUUGGAAGACAAGGUGCCGCAGGGUGACAGUAACAACACAAUCACCAUCAAGACAACUACCAAACCUGCAUCUGCGCCAAGCAAACCUGCUUCGUCAAGAGAACACAUGAGCUGGGGACUGCCGACCCGAAAUGCACCUCGAUCGCGCCCCUCAAGCCAGUCCGAACCAGUAGCCAUGCCGGCCACGCCCACCAACCCCUGGGUGACGACCGUGGCCAACAGUCCCCCUGCAUCCAGCUUCUCGGACAUCUUACGGGAUGAGCAGGCGAGGAAGAAGACCUUGGACUAUGCCAGCAAGAAGCCACUUAAUCUAAUACAGAUCGAGGAGCAGGCCAUUCAGCAGCUGCUGGGGCACUACCAAUCAGGGGGAGACAACCAGGACGAGCACGUCACCGUGGAGCGCGUUCCCCAGGUCACUGCCGCUCCCCUCUGGUCUGUCAGUAAACAGAGAGCCAAUCAGGCCAAGUUCUGAGUCCACGAUGUGUCAUCAUGAACAAUAGGACAGCCACGCCAAUUUCUGACUGCAUAACGUAACUUCAACAAGUCAACAUCGGUAAUCAACUCGGGACUACGUCUAAAAACAGCAUGAGAUACCAGGCCAAUUUCUGACUGCAUAACGUAACUUCGACAAGGCAACAGUGUCAAGAUCAGUCAUCAACUCGGGACAACGUCUAAAACCAGCAUGAGAUACCAAACCAAUUGUGACACUAUCAAUGAAAACACAGGAAAACCAGUUCCUGCUGACACCACUCUUGCCUCUAUAAGCAUCAGUACAGGAACAGGAGGUUUAGCCAAGUAUUGGACAAGACAUCAUUAUGAGAAGGGCAGUGCAUGGACGAGAUACAAGCACCCAAUACACAUAGUUCACAGUACAGAUCAGAGAAAGUCACCAUCAAAUGGUCUGGUACAAACCAUAUUGGACAAUAUAUGCAGAGAGAUGGACAUAGAUAACAUAUGUGUCCAAAAUAACUGCCUGCCCACCUGCCCGUGGCUGCUAACUUUCCUGUUGGGCUGCAUGAAAUUUUCCUCCACCUGACAAAUGUCUGACAGAUAAUUUUAAGACUACUUACAUAUUCAGUUAUAUCAUAACUCCUCGUAAAUUCUAAAGUGCAUUUUUCAACUGAAUCAAGACAUGAUUUGUUUUCUAUUUUUCUUGAUUUUUCAAUACUUAUAAUGUGUGAAUGUGGGCAGGUUACUUUGAAGAUGGGCAGGCAACAUCUGUGGGUCACCUGCCCGGACUGUCUUGAAUUGAUUUUAGUGGUGGUAUUGACAUGCUCAUUUCAUCAUCAAGCCUCCAUCUCUGGUUGAUCACACUCUGGUGAAGGAAGAUGAAAGGGGCACCUGCUCAUA
Molecule: messenger RNA, 5256 nt
Organism: Haliotis rufescens (red abalone)
Lineage: Eukaryota; Metazoa; Mollusca; Gastropoda; Lepetellida; Haliotidae
Product: inhibitor of Bruton tyrosine kinase-like
Exons: 26
Coding region: 422-4378 (1318 amino acids)
Molecular function (GO): protein binding
Source: RefSeq, a predicted model, not a curated record